ACCCGGUAGCUCGUGGAUUGAUGAGUGACCCCCCGGCAGCUGAAUGAAUCCUCCUUUGUGAAGAACGAGCACACAGCGGAAGACAAGGAAAGGCUGUGAAUCAUUGUGUUUAUUCACUUAUUUUUCUUUUAGGAUUGGUGCCUCAUAUCAAUGACGACUGAACUGUAAAAUAUGUCUGAGGAAAUGAUGCCAGGGCAAAGCCCUAUGCAAGGGCCAAGCCCCGGUCCGAUGCCUAGCCCUGCAGGUUCCAUGCAAGGAAUGGCACAGCUACCUUCACCGAUGCAUAACCAGAUGCCUGCCUCACAAGAUUCAAUGAGCUCGCAGGGAAAUAUGCCGGGACAAGGCCCGAUGGGAAGUGCAGGGUCCAUGUCAGGACAGAGUGCCAUGUCUGGUCAGGGGCCAAUUCAGAGUCAAGGUGGGCCAAUUCAAAACCAAGGGGGAGUUCAAGGCUCAAUGCAAAGUCCAAUGCAUGGUCCAAACCCAAUGCAAAAUAUUGGAGGUGGCCCAAUGACAAGCCAAAUGCCUGGACAGAUGCCUGGACCAGGGCAAGGGGGACCAAUUUCAGGACAAGGUGGACCCAUGCCUGGUUCUAGUGGGCCAAUGCAGGGGCCAGGAGGACCAAUGCAUGGACCUAGUGGUCCAAUGCAAGGACCAGGUGGUCCAAUGCAAGGACCUGGUGGUCCAUUGCAAGGACCUGGUGGCCCAAUGCAAGGACCUGGUGGUCCAAUGCAAGGACCUGGUGGUCCAAUGCAAGGACCUGGUGGCCCAAUGCAAGGACCUGUUGGUCCAAUGCAAGGACCUGGUGGCCCAAUGCAAGGACCUGGUGGUUCAAUGCAAGGACAUGGUGGUCCUAUGCAAGGACCUGGUGUACCAAUGCAGGGCUCUAAUGGUGGCCCCAUGCAAGGUCCUAUGGGUCCUAUGCAGGGCCCUGGUGGGCCGAUGCAGGGGCCAGGUGGGCCGAUGCAGGGUCCAGGUGGGCCGAUGCAGGGUCCAGGUGGGCCGAUGCAGGGUCCAGUUGGGCCGAUGCAGGGUCCAGGUGGCCCAAUGCAGGGUCCUGGUGGAUCGAUGCAAGGUCCCGGUGGGCCGAUGCAAGGUCCCGUUGGGCCAAUGCAAGGUCCCGGUGGAACGAUGCAAGGGCCUGGUGGCCCAAUGCAGGGUCCAAGUGGUCCUAUGCAGGGACCAAGUGGUCCUAUGCCAGGUCAAGGUGGGCCGAUGCAAGGACCUAUGGGGGCCAUGCAAGGACCAAUGACGAGCCCAGGUAGUGGAAUGCCACCAGGAAGACAAAUGGGCAUGCCAGGUAUGAUGCCACCCCCUAGUGGUCAACAUCAAGGACCACCAUAUGGACAAGGACCUAUUCAAUUCAACCAAGGAAACUACAGUAAAUUACAAAGGGCUCUAGAGUCAAUGAAGGAACAUGGGAUGCAGGAUGAUCGACGUUACAGUCAGUUAAUGGCUCUGGCCAAUAGGAGUAAGCCACAACAUCAAGGAUAUGGUGGACCAGCAGAUGGUAUGGGGGAUAGUCCAAUGUCCGGUCAUCAGCAGCAACCCCCACCGUCAAGACAAUCAUUCCUUCCUCAGCAGCUACAACAGCUCAAAGCACAGAUACUGGCUUACAAAUACUUAGCCCGGAAUCAGCCGAUGCCCGAUUCGUUGAGAUCAGCAGUGCAGGGGAAACACCCGAUGCAAAGCCUUCAAAGACCGUCCCCAGGGAUGGUAGGACCCCCUCAACCGCCACAGCCACCACCAGUGAGUUCAAGCCAGAGCAGUGCGAGGACGCCUACUCCACCAGCAUCACAGGUUCCUCACUGGAUGCCAAAGGGUCCACCACCGCCAAGACAGCAGUCUUCCCCAGCACCGAAGGCCGGCCCACCUACAACUCAACCCAGCCCAGCACCAAAAACUCCACAAGCUGGACAGAAACCCGAGCCGAAGCCUCAGAAUUUGACCACGGUGAUGCUGAUGCAGCCGAAACAGAAUCGACUAGUGCCGGUGGCGAAACCUCAGGGAAUAGAUCCGCUUACUAUACUACAUGAACGGGAAAACAGAAUCUCUUCUCGUAUUGCUUAUCGUCUCCAACAACUCCAGAAUUUGCCUGGCUCUUUGCCAGAUGACCUCAAACUCAAGGCUACUAUUGAAAUGAAAGCUCUCCGAUUACUCAACUUCCAACGACAGUUACGCCAAGAGGUGUCAUCUUGCAUGAGGCGGGACACAACAUUAGAGACGGCAUUGAAUUCUAAAGUUUAUAAGCGAACUAAACGCCAAACACUACGUGAAGCCAGGCUGACGGAGAAACUUGAAAAACAACAGAAAAUGGAAUUGGAACGCAAAAAGAGACAAAAGCAUCAGGAAUAUCUGAGUAGUAUAUUACAGCAUGCUAAAGAUUUCCGUGAAUUCCAUCGCGGUGUUCAGAGUAAAAUCAGUAAGAUUACCAAAGCCAUCUCCACGUACCAUGCGAACACAGAACGUGAACAGAAGAAGGAAACAGAGAGGAUGGAGAAAGAAAGAAUGCGCAGACUUAUGGCUGAAGAUGAAGAGGGCUACAGAAAACUUAUUGAUGAGAAGAAGGACAAACGUCUACAUUUCUUGCUCAGUCAGACGGAUCAGUACAUCGCUAACCUCACUGAUCUGGUUCGACAACAUCAGGAGACAAUGAAGAAGAAAAAGAAAUCCAAGAAAAAGAAGAGGAGGAGGCCAGACCCCUCUAUGGAUGGGCUUGAUGAUGAAAACAGCCAGAGCAGUGAUUUGAUCGUCAAAGUUAUUGAAACAGCCACCGGUAAGCUAAUCAGUGGCCCUGACGCUCCACGGGCCAGUCAACUUGAUGCCUGGCUUGAAAUGCAUCCCGGAUACGAGGUCGCUCCCCGUGAUGAUGAUUCGACCUACGAUAGCUCGGAGGAGGAAGAGGAUGAGGAGGAUGCCGAAGAAGAGGAAGAGGACACAGAAAAAGAACAAGAACCCAAUGAGGUGGAAGAAUACCAUGGCGAAGAGCAUGAGAAUUCAUUGGAAGAUGACGAAUACAAAGGGCGUAAUUACUACACUAGCGCUCAUACAGUCACUGAGAAGGUAGUUUCACAGCCAGAAAUGAUGGUCAAUGGAACACUGAAGGAAUACCAGAUCAAGGGCUUGGAGUGGAUGGUAUCUCUGUACAACAACAACCUAAAUGGUAUAUUGGCCGAUGAGAUGGGCUUAGGAAAGACCAUCCAGACAAUUGCUUUGGUUUGCCAUCUUAUUGAGAAGAAGCGAGUCAGUGGACCAUUCUUGAUCAUCGUACCACUGUCUACCUUGUCAAAUUGGAGUAUGGAGUUUGAUAAGUGGGCCCCAACCUGUGUCAAGGUCGUGUACAAGGGUUCGCCAACCGUGCGCCGUCUUCUCGGACAGCAGCUACGAACAACCAAAUUCAACGCCCUUUUAACUACGUACGAAUAUGUAAUGAAGGACCGUUCAGUCCUAGCUAAGAUUCGUUGGAAGUAUAUGAUUGUUGAUGAAGGCCACAGGAUGAAGAAUCAUCAUUGUAAACUAACUCAGGUGCUAAAUACUCAUUAUAUUGCUCCUCAUCGUAUAUUGCUCACUGGAACACCCCUACAGAAUAAACUGCCAGAAUUGUGGGCUCUCUUGAACUUCCUACUGCCAAGCAUCUUCAAGUCUUGCAGUACAUUUGAUCAGUGGUUCAAUGCACCGUUUGCUAUGACUGGUGAAAAGGUUGAACUGAAUGAAGAAGAGACCAUUCUGAUUAUCCGCCGUCUUCACAAGGUGCUUCGUCCGUUCUUGCUACGUCGUUUGAAGAAAGAGGUGGAGAACCAAUUGCCAGAGAAGGUUGAGUACAUUAUCAAGUGUGAUAUGUCUGCAUUGCAACGUCUUCUGUACCGCCACAUGCAGGCUAAGGGUGUGCUACUAACUGACGGAUCAGAGAAAGGAAAACAUGGUAAAGGUGGCACCAAACUUCUAAUGAACACGAUUAUGCAGCUGCGAAAGAUCUGCAACCAUCCAUUUAUGUUCCAGCAAAUAGAGGAAUCGUACUGUGAACACAUUGGCCUGUCUGGUAGCAUGAUCCAGGGCCCCGAUUUGUAUCGCGUUGCCGGUAAGUUUGAGCUCCUCGAUAGAAUCCUGCCGAAACUGAAACGAACCAAGCAUAGAGUGUUGCUGUUUUGUCAGAUGACGAAUCUUAUGACCAUACUGGAGGAUUACUUUGCAUACAGAGGUUUCAGAUACUUGCGUCUGGAUGGCUCGACCAAGGCUGAUGAUCGUGGGGAAUUGUUGAAGGUGUUUAACAUGUCGGACAGCCCGUACUUUGUCUUCCUCUUGAGUACCAGAGCCGGAGGCCUAGGCCUGAAUCUUCAGGCUGCUGAUACUGUCAUCAUAUUUGACAGUGAUUGGAAUCCACAUCAGGAUUUGCAAGCUCAAGAUCGUGCUCAUCGUAUCGGGCAACAGAAUGAAGUACGUGUUUUGAGACUGAUGACCGUGCAGAGUGUGGAGGAGAAGAUCUUGGCAGCCGCACAGUACAAGAUGAACAUGGACAAGAAGGUUAUUCAGGCAGGAAUGUUUGACCAGAAAUCAACCAACUCCGAACGUAAGGCUUAUCUUGCACGAAUCAUCGAACAAAAUGCCGAUAAUGCUGAGGAGGAGAACGAGAUUCCUGACGAUGAAACUGUCAACCAGAUGAUAGCGCGUACCGAGGAGGACUUUGAGAUUUAUCAGCGGAUGGACAUUGAGAGACGGCGGGAAGAGGCAAUGGCUCCAGGACGGAAGCCUCGUCUCAUGGAGGAGGAAGAACUGCCUUCGUGGCUGAUGAAAGAUGAGAAGGAAGUAGAGAGGUUGACAAGUGAGGAGGAAACAGAGAAACUCUUUGGAAGGGGCUCAAGGCAGCGUAAGGAUAUCGAUUACUCGGACGGCCUCACCGAGAAGGAGUGGAUUAGAGCCAUUGAAGACGGCAAUCUCGAUGUAGUAGGAGAAUCGAAGCGUUCCACUAAGAAAGCAUCUAGGAAACGUAAACUUGACGAUGAUGACAACAAUGGCUCCAGGGACGGAAGUCCCAUUGGAUCCAAAAAGGACAAAGACAAGCCCAAGAAGAAACGAGGUCGUCCUCCAGUCGAAAAACUUUCUCCAAACCCACCGAAACUAGUGAAGCAAAUGAAGAAACUAGUUGCAUCCUUGGCGAGAUACAAAGAUGGUACUGGGAGACCACUUUCUCAUCCAUUCCUCACCCUACCCCCAAGAAAGGAGCUUCCCGAUUACUACGAGGCUAUCAAACGGCCUAUGGACUUCCGCAAGAUUCGAGACCGCAUUAAAAACCAUCGAUACAGAAACCUGGAUGAUCUUGAGAAGGACGUGAUGUUGAUGUUUGAGAACGCACAGAUUUACAACGUGGAAGCAUCACAGAUAUAUGAGGAUUCCUUCGUCCUUCAAUCUGUAUUCAAGAGUGCGCGCCAGUGCUUGGAGGAAACCGGUAAGCUCCCCGGAGAGGUGAGCGAUACAGAGGCGGAAGAUGAUGACGACGAGGAAGACGGCUCUCAAGGAGGAUCGGACUCGGAAAGUAAGAUGUUUGAACAUUCAAAUAGAUGAAGUUCUAAAUGUAUU
This is a messenger RNA of Anneissia japonica, 5571 nucleotides long. Its product is annotated as probable global transcription activator SNF2L2. The transcript has 26 exons. Gene Ontology annotation, cellular component: nucleus. Gene Ontology annotation, molecular function: transcription factor binding; DNA binding; ATP binding. The record is from RefSeq and is a predicted model, not a curated record. The coding region runs from base 172 to 5556 and encodes 1794 amino acids. Lineage: Eukaryota; Metazoa; Echinodermata; Crinoidea; Comatulida; Comatulidae. Gene Ontology annotation, biological process: positive regulation of transcription by RNA polymerase II.